AUGCACAUAAGACCGCGUUGGCUUCUUUGGACGCUGCGGGUUUCCGUCACCCACACAAUAUCCUCGGUAUCAACUGUUCCCUGGUCCUUUUCAUGUUUACCAUCAGUCUGUCACCUCUGGCCAUCAAGUCUACCCUGCAUUGCUGUUGACAAAAUGGAUCAACAUCUCAGAUGCAACAAUCAAAAAGGUGGCUAUUGCCGCGCUGAACUUACCCACACGGCAGUAGUGACAACUUGCUCUCAUAUCUUCUGUCUCGACUGCUCAAAAAAGGUUGGCUUAGCCGAUGCUACUGCCGAGCAACGUACCUGCCCAGUCUGCAUGACUGCACUACCUCACAACGAUGAUGCCAUCCAAACUUUCCUCAGUCCUUCAGAAGAAUACAAGACCAGUAUCCUCAGUGGGCUGGAUCCAACUACCAUCAUGGAGUGUGCAUCGAGGGCUUUGUCUUUCUGGACAUAUCAGACCACACAAGAGAUUGCUUAUCAGCAUCAUGUCACGAAGAAUCUGACUGAGAGAUAUUCCCACCUCAACAACGCCCUGGAUAAAACCGUUCACGAUGCCAACGCAGAGAUUCAUGGCCUACAAACGCAAGUUUCAGAUCUCAACGUCGACCUCAAAGCUGCUGAGCAAAAGUAUGUAGAAGUGGUCGACCUAUACCGCGAUAAGAGCAGGAAAUUGGCACAAUCACAGAAGCUAUACGACACCCUCAAGAAGAAAUUUCAGGCCAAGGAAAUGGAGACAGCUGCGUCUGUUGAUGUCAACGAUACUCUCAAAAACAUUGACGCUGAGAGACGACCACCGCAUUCAAAUAACGUGACCGACGUGCCGCUGAAUCAUAAUCAUCGGAAUGAUUGCGACCGCAGGAGCUUGCCAGGCCCGUUUCCAGGUCCCGUUGAACAACUCCAUUCCCAUCAGAAAUCUGGAAGCAGUGUCUUAGGCCGUGAAAAUGUGGGCUUACAACCAUCGAAUAGAUCAAAGCAAAAUAGACUCCCAAGACUGGACACCGGGACUACCCCAGGACAUCGUCUGAGUUUACCCGGUACUGCUACCACUGCAGCGAAUCGAUCUCAGGUUCCUCCUGCGACUACCCAUGCUCAAUUGCAAAUGGCACAUGGUGUUGCUAGUGCACAACGUCGCCCUUCGAUCCCAGCACACCGAAACAAGCCAUCCCCUUCCUCAAGAGUUCCAGGUGGUGUUAUUUCGGGAAUUAAAUUCGGCGACGGAGGACGACCGCCGGCUAUAGAUCCGCCAACGAGGUUUGAUCAAUAUCGUGCACCUCAAUUCCGAGUUCCAGCCCAUCCUCAUUACCAGUACAAUCGCCAUGCUCCAACGCCAGCAUCCUAUCGAUGA
Exophiala mesophila is the source of this 1350-nucleotide messenger RNA. RefSeq lists its product as uncharacterized. The record is from RefSeq and is a predicted model, not a curated record. Gene Ontology annotation, cellular component: synaptonemal complex. Gene Ontology annotation, biological process: reciprocal meiotic recombination. Bases 1 to 1350 code for a protein of 449 amino acids. Gene Ontology annotation, molecular function: metal ion binding; ubiquitin protein ligase activity. NCBI's taxonomy places the organism in Eukaryota, Fungi, Ascomycota, Eurotiomycetes, Chaetothyriales, Herpotrichiellaceae. The transcript has 6 exons.